UUUUUUAAAGCUUUAACUGAUUCUCCAAGGCUGACCAGCAGCUGCGAGCUCAUUGCUUGUGAGGGCUUUUUGCGGACUUCUAGAAUGAGGCCGCCCUCCUGGUAACCACAGAGAGAGAACCCACCGGCCCGGUGUGUAAUCCUUUUCCAGCUGCUUGUCCAUGGCCACAACACUAUGCUGCUCAACCCUACCUAAGGCAGAAGGCAAGGAGCCCAGCUUUCUGUGGAAACUGGGUACAGCCACCCUGCUUUUCUGCUCCCGAGACCGAAGAAGACUGACUCUUGGAAGCCAGGAAAGGUGUGAGGCGUCUUCCUGGACGGAGAGCGGAGCAUAGCGUGGAGUAGAGGAGAACGAGAACGCCAUCGAGGGCUCAAUCCAGACGGGUCCACCAUGGGCUUGCUGCAGGCCCUUCUCCAAGCGAGAAAGCUGCUAUUGGUCAUCUGUGUGCCGCUGCUGCUGCUGCCGUUGCCCACCAUCUACCCCACCAGCGUAAGUGGCAGCCUGCCCACCCGAAAAUACUGGAAAAUUUCCAGAUUCCCCACCCUCCCUCUCACACAAAUAGAUAGCAUCUGUAGAAGGAUGUUUCUAUGGCAUCAGGCCAUGGUCAUGGUCCCCAAGGACAAUGAGCACCUUCUGUAACUAAGCAUCUCUUUUCUCCCCUUCCAGGAGGCAGCGUGUGCUUACGUGUUGCUUGUGACUGCGGUGUACUGGGUGUCCGAGGCGGUGCCUCUGGGAGCUGCAGCCCUCGUGCCUGCCUUCCUCUACCCAUUCUUCGGAGUUCUCCGAUCCAGUGAGGUGGCGGCUGAGUACUUCAAGAACACCACGCUGCUGCUGGUGGGCGUCAUCUGCGUGGCAGCGGCUGUGGAGAAAUGGAAUUUGCACAAGCGCAUCGCCCUGCGCAUGGUCUUGAUGGCCGGAGCCAAGCCGGGCAUGCUGCUGCUCUGCUUCAUGUGCUGCACCACCAUGCUGUCCAUGUGGCUCUCCAACACCUCUACCACCGCCAUGGUGAUGCCCAUCGUGGAGGCCGUGCUGCAGGAGCUGAUCAACGCCGAGGAGGAGCCGCUGGCGGCGGGCAACGCCAGCACUGAGGAGGCUGAGCUCAUGGGCCUUGACGUAAACAAGAGACAAACUUCUGUGGAACUCAUCUUUGUCAACGAAGACACGUCAACUGCAGACGUCACUUCCCUGAUGCAGAACAAGAAUCUGAAUGGUGUGCCCAUGGUCACCAAGCCUAUCAACACAGCAAACCAACAGCAACAUAAGAAGCAGCAUUCACCACAGGAAAAGCCAGGAGUCCUGAGCCCCAGCUCCAAGAACCAGGAGCUGAGCAGGAAGAAGUACAGAUCCCACCAUGACCAAAUGAUCUGCAAGUGCCUUUCUCUGAGCAUAUCGUAUGCUGCCACCAUUGGUGGCCUGACCACCAUCAUUGGCACCUCCACCAGCCUCAUUUUCUUAGAGCAUUUCAACAACCAGUAUCCAGCGGCGGAAGUGGUGAACUUCGGAACUUGGUUCCUCUUCAGCUUUCCCAUCUCCCUCAUCAUGCUGGUGGUCAGCUGGUUCUGGAUGCACUGGCUCUUCCUGGGCUGCAACUUUAAAGAGACCUGUUCUCUGAGCAAGAAGAAGAAGACCAAAAGGGAAGAGCUGUCCGAGAAGAGGAUCCGAGAGGAAUAUGAAAAACUCGGAGACAUUAGCUACCCUGAAAUGGUGACUGCGUUCUUCUUCAUUCUGAUGACAGUGCUGUGGUUUACCCGGGAGCCUGGCUUCGUCCCUGGCUGGGACUCUUUCUUUGAAAAGAAAGGCUACCGCACCGAUGCCACGGUCUCUGUAUUCCUUGGCUUCCUGCUCUUCCUCAUCCCAGCCAAGAAGCCCUGCUUUGGGAAAAACAGUGAUGGGGCAAGCCAGGGACCGAGCCAGGGGAUAGAGCCCAUCAUCACGUGGAAGGACUUCCAGAAAACUAUGCCCUGGGAGAUUGUCAUCCUGGUGGGAGGAGGCUACGCCCUGGCUUCUGGAAGCAAGAGCUCUGGCCUCUCCACCUGGAUUGGGCACCAGAUGCUGUCCCUGAGCAGCCUCCCGCCAUGGGCCAUCACUCUGCUGGCGUGUGUCCUGGUGUCCAUUGUCACAGAAUUUGUCAGCAAUCCAGCCACCAUCACCAUCUUCCUGCCCAUCCUAUGUACCCUGUCUGAAACCUUGCACAUCAACCCACUCUACACCCUGGUCCCGGUCACCAUGUCUAUCUCCUUUGCUGUGAUGCUGCCUGUGGGCAACCCCCCCAACGCCAUCGUCUUCAGCUAUGGGCACUGCCAGAUCAAAGACAUGGUGAAAGCUGGCCUAGGAGUCAAUGUCAUUGGCCUGGUGAUAGUGAUGGUGGCCAUCAACACUUGGGGAGUUAGCCUCUUCCAGUUGGACUCUUUCCCAGCUUGGGCUAAGGUCAGCAACAUCACUGAUCAGACCUAACACAGGUGGACCGUUCACCAGCACAGCCAGAGUUGAGCCACAGGCAAAGAAAACCACCAGGAGCACACACCUCAGACCCAUACGGAGGAGAUUCCCACCACGAGGUUCCUCCACCUGCCACCAGGCAUGUUGGCUGUGUCUCCUUCCGCCUGCCCGAUUUCCUUACCACCAAAAGCCUACAGCUGCUCUUUCUUCCUGUGUCCAGCCCUAACGCUUCCUGAAGACUGGAAACCCGGAAAUGGGGCAAGCCUUCAUGCCCUGAGGGGAAGUCUCACAAACUGACUGGCCUCAGCGGGAGAUACAGAGUUCUCUGCCUGUGCUGA
Molecule: messenger RNA, 2777 nt
Organism: Acomys russatus (golden spiny mouse)
Lineage: Eukaryota; Metazoa; Chordata; Mammalia; Rodentia; Muridae
Gene: Slc13a4
Product: solute carrier family 13 member 4
Biological process (GO): monoatomic anion transmembrane transport
Cellular component (GO): membrane
Molecular function (GO): transmembrane transporter activity
Source: RefSeq, a predicted model, not a curated record